This is a messenger RNA of Ananas comosus (pineapple), 2195 nucleotides long. RefSeq lists its product as uncharacterized. The transcript has 6 exons. The record is from RefSeq and is a predicted model, not a curated record. The coding region runs from base 139 to 1833 and encodes 564 amino acids. NCBI's taxonomy places the organism in Eukaryota, Viridiplantae, Streptophyta, Magnoliopsida, Poales, Bromeliaceae. Gene Ontology annotation, molecular function: protein heterodimerization activity.
GACAUUUACUUCCGAGAGAGAGAGAGAGAGACGAAGAGAGACGAAGAGUUUAUCUCCAAGCACCGUCUCCUCUCUCCUCCGACGAUCCACCUCACUACGGCGGCAGCGGCGGCGGCGGCGCUGGUGGCGGCGCCGGAGAUGUCGUCGUCGUCGUCGUCGGCUGCGGCGGCGGCGCCGCACCUGCUCUUGGGGGAGGACGGGCGCGGCUACGAGCUGGCGCGGAGGCUGGACGCAUGCGGCGCGUGGCGCGCCUGGUUGGGCGACGCCGCGUACGCCGUCUUCGCCCACGCCCUCUCCUCCGCCGCCACGUGGGAGUCGUUCCUCUCCCCCAUCUCCUCCCCCUCCCCCUCGCCCUCCUCGCGCGCCCGCCUCCACCUCCAACUCCGCGCCCGCGCCCUCCUCUUCGACAAGGCCUCCCUCUCCCUCUUCCUCCCCCCCGCCUCCGCGUCGUCCACCUCCCUCGCCAACAUCAACCCUAACUAUUUGCAGCUUCAUGGGGAUGAUGUUUAUUUCACGUUAGAAGAUGACCGAGAAGAUGAUGCUCAUAUUCAGGCACAAUCUAGGCACAGGCACGAAGAGUGGCCUGAAACAUGGUAUAAACAGUUUGCUGACAAACACAGAAUAAGACAUCACAGACUUCUGCUGGGCGACAAAGAGAUACCGAGGCGAACACCUGAUGGAAUGUCUAUUUAUCUUAAGCUCUGUAACACCCAUAAAAGGAAGAGACAAGCAUUUAACGAAAGUCAGUUUAUAGGUACCACUGAUUCCACCUUGGAAUCUAACUCGGCCGAUGAGGUUUUCUUUCCAGAGAUAAUGUUUCCAUCUGAUUGUGUACCCGAUACUGCACUACCACAAGUAAAUAGGGUUGAUAAUCAAAAGGUUGAAAUCUACGGGGUUCUUGAAAAUUUGCCCCCAUUAAUGACCCGGAGCCCAGCAAUGAUCGAAAGAUUUGGGAUAAUUCCUGAAUACCAGAAAAUGGGAAGAAAAUAUAGGGGAAAAUAUGGAUCUGGAGAGGAAGGGAGAUCUCUCAGUCGUGAGCAAGCAUUGCAGAUGACUCUGAAGGUAGUUGCUCGUUUCUUAGCAACUGCUGGUUUCGAAGGCGGAAAUGAAGUUUCACUUGAAGUUCUCUCGGAAGUUUUUGGUAGGCAUAUUUCCAAACUAGGCCGCACUCUGAAGCUUUUGUCCGAUGGUUACAAGAAGCAGUUUACGUCCAUUGAGCUUCUAAAGAUGUUUCUGCAAGCAGCAGGAUAUAGCACCUUUGGGGUGUUGGCAGAAUUUACAAAAGGUAGCAACCAGGUCUUCACUCACCAAAUGCAGCAACAAAAUCAUCCAAUGCAGUCGCAACAUCAGAACCCUCUUCUGCAGUAUGCAAACAAACAAUUUCAAAGACCGCUGCCCCAGAUGAAUAUGGGUCAAACCCUGGCAUUCCAGCAACAGCAUCAGCUGCAACCGCACCAAUGGGAGGAGCUGCGCCGCCGCCAAUUGGCAAGCCCUCGUGGUCCCGUUAUGCUAAUGGACAAAGGUCAACAGAUGUUGGAUGUUAAGAUUGAGAAUAUGAUGGAUGCGCCAAUCGAUAAUUCUUUUAGUGCUCUCAAGAAGCAUCAGCUACUAAGGCAGCAGCAGCAGCAGCUGGCUAUGGCCAAUCACCAAGCUCAAUCGGCUCAGCAGUUCAAUCAACUUCCACCUGUUCAACUUCCUCAACUGCAAGCACAGAAUCCAUAUAGUAUGAGAAUGACACCAGUGAAAGUCGAAGCUUUCCAUGAACUUAUGGCUGGGGAUUCGACAUCAAAGCAUGAGAAUGAGCAAAAUAAGCUUACUCCGCCUCCAAAAUAGACACCAUUGAAUGUCACAAUAUGGGAUGCUGUGUAAAGAUCAAUCAAGUAUUAACAGUAUAUCAUGUCAUGUAUAUUAUUGAAAAGCCCACAAUGGAUUGUUUCUUGCAUUAGUUUUUUUGUUCUUGAAUAUCUAUCGUGCUGCUCGGCUCUUGAAUAUGGAUAUGGCGCGACAGAGCUGUGAUGUAUUUUAUCAAGAAUAUGUAGUUGCCUAUACCUCGCCCAAGUAUUCAGUAACCUGCCAUAUAGAAAUUGUGCUUUUUUGGGUUGCAAGUAGAGAUGGGAUUGGCUUCUUGUAUAGAAUGCAUCAAUUAUAUUAAUGAUGUGACGUUCUCGAUCAAUCAAAUUAUUCUCUUGGAUUGA